This is a messenger RNA of Prunus armeniaca (apricot), 183 nucleotides long. The record is from the annotation of a GenBank genome assembly. Lineage: Eukaryota; Viridiplantae; Streptophyta; Magnoliopsida; Rosales; Rosaceae.
AUGCCUGACCAAAGAGCAAGGGGACUACAUCCUUCGGGAGGUCCACAGCGGAAUCUGCGGGGACCAUUCUGGUUCCCGAUCGCUCGCACACAAGGUCUUCCGGCAGGGUUAUUUCUGGCCGACUCUGCAUCAGGAUGCCAACACACUAGUCAAGAAGUGCGACAAAUGCCAACGGUUCGGUAG